Messenger RNA from Saprolegnia diclina VS20, 219 nucleotides. RefSeq lists its product as hypothetical. NCBI's taxonomy places the organism in Eukaryota, Oomycota, Saprolegniomycetes, Saprolegniales, Saprolegniaceae. The record is from RefSeq and is a predicted model, not a curated record. Bases 1 to 219 code for a protein of 72 amino acids. The transcript has 2 exons.
AUGGCCCCGGUCGUGCCCAAGGCGUCGCUCACGCCGCUCCUCAAGAAGCUCGUGCCCGCGUGCUUUGUCAUUGGCAUGGGCAUGGAGGUCUUCAUGGUCAAGACGGGCUUCUAUGACAUUGUUGCUCGCAACGAAGCCGAGAUCCGCGCCAUCAAGCGCGCCGAGCGCGACGAGUACCUGCGGCGCAAGGCCCAAGACGAAGCGACAACCACUGCUUAA